UCCUACACAUGUGCAAAUAUUUGUUAGCGAAAAUGAUGUAAUUAUUUGGCAAUCUUUAUCGUGAAAUAUGGGUUUGUACACAUGGUUUAGCGGCUUAGGGAGCUACCAGAAAACAUCUGUGAUUAUUGGAAGCUGUGCGGUGUUUUGUGGUACUGGUUAUUGUGUUUAUAAAUUGUAUUCCCGCAGACGGAAGGUCGAACUUUUCGACGAAAGCCCCAACAAUGGGCAAGAACCCAAACCUGCUGUCCAGAAACGGGUUCUGGUGUUAGGUUUACAAGGUUGUGGGAAAACAACUUUUCUGACAGCUCUAGCAAACCUCGGCUCAGGCGCGGGAGGCAAUGAAACAAAACCAACAGAAGGUUUUAAUGUUAUGUGCGUGACCACGAAUGGAGUUCACUUGAAUAUUUGGGAAAUUGGUGGUGGUGAAAAAGUUCAAAACUACUGGUCAAAGUUUACUGCAGAUACAGACUUGCUUAUAUACAUGGUUGACUCCUGUGACACCCAGCACUUUGCAGAAGCAAAGGACAAAUUGAACGAACUUUUAAAAGACCCAUGCUUGCAAAAUGUCCCAUUAAUAAUCCUAGCGAGCAAACAAGACAAAACUGGGGCUCGAUCGGUCAGCGUACUGCGUAACAUUCUCGAUGUAGACAGCCUUUUAAAUGAUCGAUCUGUGGAGUGCUUUGGAAUUCAGAUAUCACCGCUAGGACCUGAACUUCAAGGAAUUGAAAUUGUACAAAAUUCCAUUUUGAAAUUUUGCAUGGAGGCAGAUUGAACAAUUUAAAAAACUGCCCAACUCAACCAAUUUUAGAAAUCUUAUAAUUUUAUUUAUGUAUAAAUGUGCAUGCUGCUUUAUUUCUAGUAAGACUGCAU
This is a messenger RNA of Dendronephthya gigantea, 870 nucleotides long. RefSeq names its product ADP-ribosylation factor-like protein 3. Bases 68 to 772 code for a protein of 234 amino acids. The record is from RefSeq and is a predicted model, not a curated record. Gene Ontology annotation, molecular function: GTP binding; GTPase activity. The transcript is spliced from 2 exons. Lineage: Eukaryota; Metazoa; Cnidaria; Anthozoa; Malacalcyonacea; Nephtheidae.